This is a messenger RNA of Eleginops maclovinus (Patagonian blennie), 2171 nucleotides long. RefSeq names its product cell division control protein 42 homolog. Gene Ontology annotation, biological process: endocytosis; Cdc42 protein signal transduction; modification of synaptic structure. Gene Ontology annotation, molecular function: GTP binding; protein kinase binding; GTPase activity. Lineage: Eukaryota; Metazoa; Chordata; Actinopteri; Perciformes; Eleginopidae. Gene Ontology annotation, cellular component: dendritic spine. The record is from RefSeq and is a predicted model, not a curated record.
CUCUAGGCACGCAACGUGCCCCUGUUCAGUUGACUGGGAAGCCCCUAGCGCGGAGCUGCCAACGCCCGGCGUAAAGACACAAAUAGAAGAUACGAUCUUGAAUGAGUAGCGAAGACUGUAAAUCACAGCUAUGCAGACCAUCAAGUGUGUUGUAGUGGGGGACGGUGCUGUGGGUAAAACAUGCCUGCUCAUCUCUUACACCACAAACAAGUUCCCCUCUGAAUAUGUACCUACGGUGUUUGAUAAUUAUGCGGUAACUGUAAUGAUCGGAGGCGAGCCCUACACCUUGGGCUUGUUUGAUACAGCUGGUCAGGAAGACUACGACAGGUUACGACCUCUGAGUUAUCCCCAGACAGAUGUCUUCCUAGUCUGUUUUUCCGUCGUGUCCCCAUCCUCCUUUGAAAACGUCAAAGAAAAGUGGGUUCCAGAGAUCACCCACCACUGUCCAAAGACCCCCUUCCUGCUAGUUGGGACUCAGAUUGACUUGCGGGAUGACCCCUCCACUAUAGAGAAGCUGGCCAAGAAUAAGCAGAAGCCCAUCACCCCGGAGACGGCCGAGAAGCUGGCGAGAGACCUCAAGGCUGUGAAAUAUGUGGAGUGCUCAGCCCUCACGCAGAAAGGCCUAAAGAAUGUGUUUGAUGAGGCGAUAUUGGCUGCAUUGGAGCCCCCAGAGCCCAAGAAGAAACGCAAAUGCGUGCUGCUAUGAGAGGCUCCCACCUUUUUCAAACCACACACACAUUACACAUACAUCUUAAAUACACACACACACACACACACACACACACACACACACACACACACACACACACACACACACACACACACACACACACACACACACACACACAUCCACACACAUCCCCCCGCCCUCCAUAGAGAAGACUAGAAGUGAAACAUCCCUCAGAUAACUCUCUGCAAUAAUACGAAGAAGCAGGUGGACAUAGUCUCGGCGGGGGUCCAGAUAUCGAGCUUACAUACAAGUAGAAUCCAUUCUGUCGAGCUUUUGAUAGAUUUUGAAGCAGCCAGGUCAACUUUUAGAAGUCAUUUAGACAUCUUCAGCCAAUGUAAAGGGUUCCAUGGAUAUAUAGAAAUAAAGCCCCCCCCCCUAGCCCAUCCCAGCUGUCUGAUUGGGUGCUGAUCACACUGCUGACAACAGCACCACCAAUAGAAAUGCUAACAAAGUAGUGUUUUGUUUGCCAAUACCCCCCCCCCCCUUCUUUUUUUCACUAGACAAGAUAUUUAUUCCAUGUUCUGGAAAGACGCGCUCUUAACCACUAAAGGAAACAAGCGGCAAUACAACUCCACAUCCAGAGAAAUGUAACAUAUUGCCAUUUAGUAUCCAGUUCUGUUUUUCUGAAGGAGAGUCGUAACCACGUGAAGAGCUAAAAGGCAUCCGGUAGAAAUGGUUCCACUAAAGGAAUUAGCCUUUUUAUUUUUAUUUUUUUUUAGAUGCAGGGAACUCAAACAGUGUUAGCGGAACGAGCGGUGUGUUCUUCAUGCGAUGCCAGGGACCAAGGGAGGGUCAUCCCCGUACACUUAGAGCGGGUACAGCAGAGACACACGUUUGACAUCAGCAGAUCCAGAUUAGAUGAAUGAAUUUCCGUCAGAUUUCGGCGCCUUCUCUCCUGUACCCGCUCGACCUGUACGUGGCUGCUGAGCCCUGGAUCUUUGUUUCUACAUGCUAGUUUUAACAGAUGUAAUUAUAAUGUAAGAUGGCACACGAUGUUGAUGUAGGCUCCAGGUGUUUUUACCAAAAUAUUGUUUUUUUCUUCAUUAUUUUCUGUUUGUGCUGUUUUUAUUUUUUAUUAUAUAUAUAAAUAUAUUAAAAAAAAGGUUACUUUCACUCCUUUUUACAUUUUUAAGGGUCAUAUGAACUCUUUACCUGCCAGGUAUACCAAGAACACGCUCUGAUUGGUUCAGUUAAUAAAAAGAAAAAGAAAACCUCCAACGGCAGAGAGACUGUUUUGGUUCAAGAUUGUUUGUGAUUGGGUGGUCCUUGUUUUUUCUUUAACUGGUGGCUUAGAGUUGGGUUCAUUUCCAGCCCAAAGUCAGUAUAAUUAUUAUAACCUGUUGUUGUUUUGGUGCAGAAACCAAAUGCUCUGUCUAAAGUCUUUGUUCUUUGUAUAUGCAUUCUUUAAAAAAAUAUUAAACUUAUACCUUAAUUGCCUUUA